Amoebophrya sp. A25 is the source of this 1608-nucleotide messenger RNA. The record is from the annotation of a GenBank genome assembly. NCBI's taxonomy places the organism in Eukaryota, Dinophyceae, Syndiniales, Amoebophryaceae.
AUGUCGGAGACUAUGGUACAACUACUGUAGAUGUUGAUCAUGCUCUGAACACAUCAUGUUUAUGUUGAUCCAUCUGUUUACGUUGCUUCAGCUUCAGCAUCGUUCAAUAAAUCUAUUUCUACUCCAUUUCCUCCUCCUGGCAUCAGUUGACGUGCGAUAUGGACGAGAGCUCUGAGAUGAGACAAGAUGCUAUCGCGCAAGGUUCUCUAGCAGUGCAAAAGUUCGAAACUGAAAAAGACAUAGCAAAGCACGUACUGCACUUUGUUCGUAGCUCGUAGCACGUUCCUUUUGCGGCCGCGUUCGUACAUUUGCUAUUUCAGGAGAUGACCUAGCGUCCUAUCUUAUCUUAGUAUUCUCUCCUUUCCUAGUUUUCUGUUUCAUGUGCCAUGAUGCCAAAAAAACAUUUCAAUAUUUGUAUGGUACAUGCAAAUGCGAAUUUUUUUUGUCUCUCAAAUAGGUUUUGCUCACUUUUCACUCGAUGUAGAAGAUCUAGAAAGUUUUUCAUCGGACAGAGUGAAAAUCCUCAUUUCAUCUCCACCUCCAGGUAAAGAACUUCUUCGACGCAAAGUAUGCUCCAGGUUGGCAUUGCAUAUGCGGAAAAAGCUUUAAUUGUGCCGCGACAUUUGAAGCGAAGACCUACGCUUUCUACCAGAUUGGACCAAUGAUGGUACAUUCCUUAUGCAUUUGACCUCAUUUCUAACCUUGAUAAUGAUCAUUAUCUUCACUCGUAGAGACAACUUAAGACAAACUAUCAGUUCUGGUUCAACUUCAACCUCAUGCUCAACAUGCACAUGUAGUGUGUUUCUGAUUUGGAAACAAGAUGGACCAAUUUGCCAUUGAAUAACGUCGCUUGAUCCCCCUUAUAUCUUCAGAUAUUGCUCUUCAAAUCGUAGUAGUGCGCAAGGCAUGGACCUCAGGAGGAUGAGGAGGUCAAGCGAUUCUUAAUUCGAUAUUGGGGAUCUGCAGGCGAACAACCUCGAUGUUUUUCGAUCCUCGGUGAAGGAGAGCGAGGAAGACAGCGGUGCUACUGAAAUUAAAAUUAAAUCAUGAUUGGAAGUAGAUUCUAUAUCUUUUUCGCUCACAUGAAUAAUAGCCAAUUUCAACUGUUUGUUACAAUAGAUACAGAUGACUUCCCUUGCAGUUAACUUAAGAGCAGAUAUCGACAAUCAAGAAUGAGUAGAGUUGUCUAAACGCGAAUGCAUACAGCACAUUGAAUUUGAAAGAUGGUCAUGGAUUGAAUACAUAGCUAUACCCGAGAAGUGAACAUAGACCCCAAACCCAACCUUAAGAGCACAAAAAAUUGUGAACCAAUUAGCACUUGUUUGGUUGUAAGAACGACAGCGCAUCAAAACAUUUGAACGAGAAGUGCGGCCUACGCCUACUUCAUCUCGACUGGUGAAAGUCGUUGUGAGGGAUAAUUAUUGAGAGCUACAAGAACAUCGAGUUCGAGGACUGGUACAGCGGCGCAAAGCGCUGUCACAUGGCAGAUCAUCGCUUCACUGUUUAUUUAGCCCGUCAUUGUUGUAGAUGAUCCAUGGCUAUUACGAUAAGAAGAUCUGAGACUGAGACCGUCUAUUCUUUUCUUUUUGAUGUUAUUGUCGAUUGCAC